GCAGGAGGGUUGGAAUAGGAGGGUUGGAGUAGGCGGAGGGAUGGAAGAAGAGGAGGAGGAGGAGCAGGAGCAGGAAAAGGAGGAGGGAUGGAGGAUGAGUAAGAGCAGGAAGAGGAGGGCUGGAGGAGGAGGAAGAGGAGGAAGGAUGCGGCUCCACCGCUCACUGUAUCCGGGUCACAGGAGGAGCCUUCACGGGGACCACGGAGCGCCCCGCAGCGCCCCCCGGGAGCAUCCCCCUGCCCCGGGUUCUGCCCCCGCCGCAUCCCGCAGCUGACGGGAUGGCGGAUGGGGAGGAAAGUGGUCUGGAGGAACUAGAAGAAUGUGAGCUGUGUUGGUACCCAUCUGAGGUAGACAUCCUCCAAGAGCCAAACCCAACGGCGCAGCACGAGUGUGAGAGUCAACCGCAACAAGCCUCUGAAGAACCGAGCAAUGACUUCCGUGGACGCCCAUCACCGAGAAGGAGUGGACGGCUGCAAGCCUGCCAUGGGAGCCGUGCAACAAAGAGGACCUACAGCUGCAGCAAGAGUGGGAAGAACAUUGCUGGGAAGGCAGAAGUGGCCAUGCACAAGGCCCUCUACAGCUGUCCCGACUGUGGGAAGAUCUUCAGUCGGAGGUCCUUUCUCAUCCCCCACCAGCGCAUCCACACCGGUGAAAAGCCCUUCACCUGCCACGAGUGCGGGAAGGGUUUCCGAGUUGGGUCAGCUCUCAACAAGCAUCAGCGGAUCCAUACGGGUGAGAAGCCUUACAAGUGCGCAGAAUGCGGGAAGUGUUUCCGUCUCACCUCCACCCUCAGCACCCAUCGGAAGAUCCACACCAGAGAGAAACCCUACGUCUGCCUCGUUUGCGGGAAGACCUUUCGGUUGAGCGCGUAUCUGCUGGCCCACGAAGCCACCCAUAGCGUGGACAAUCCUUUUCGGUGUCUUGCGUGUGGGAAGAACUUCAGCUUGAGACGGUACCUGGCCAUUCAUCAGCGGAUCCAUACGGGAGAGAAGCCGUUCAAGUGCUCGGUGUGCGGGAAGGCCUUCAACCGGAGAUCGACCCUUAUCGUUCACCAGCGGGUCCACACUGGGGAGAAACCCUACAAGUGCCCCGAAUGCGGGAAGAGCUUCAUCAUGAGUUCAGACCUCGUCGCCCAUCGGAGAAUCCACACCGGGGAGAAACCCUACAACUGUCUCAACUGUGAUAAAAGCUUUCGAUUGAGCUCCCACCUUACGAGACACCAGCGAAGCCACACUGGGGAGAGACCGUACAAAUGUACGGAUUGCGGGCAAAGCUACACAGACAGUUCUGGACUCAUCAAACACAAGAAAAUCCACAUGGAAAAGAAGCAGAGGGCAUCUCAGGGAGCCCACUCAGGGGAGGGACGUUAUAAAUGCCCCUACUGUAGUAAGAGCUUCCAUGGAAAGUCAGCUCUGGUCCUUCACCGGUCUACCCAUGUCGGAGAGCGACCCUAUAGAUGUUCCAAGUGCGAGAAGACCUUCAGCCACAGCGCGACUCUACUGAAACACCAACGAAUCCAUACUGGGGAGAGACCCUUCAAGUGUCCCGACUGUGAGAAGUGCUACAACGAUGGCUCGACCCUUCGGAGACACCGGAAGAGCCACACCGAGGAGAAACCCUUUAAGUGUCCCAGUUGUGGGGAAUGUUUUGGUGCCAUCGCAGCUCUCCUGAAGCAUCAGCGGUUCCACACCGAGGGGAGACCUUACAGAUGCUCCGACUGCGGGAAAAAUUUCCACUCUAAUUUUCUCCUUGUCACCCACCAACGAAUCCACACGGGAGAAAAACCCUAUACCUGUCCCAUCUGCAAAAAAACCUUCCGCCAAGCUUCCCACCGUACGAGGCACCAGGAGAUUCACAGGAGGACCAGGGCUGGCAGACCGACCAUCUGCGAGGAAUGUGGCCGGAGCUUCAGCCGGAGCUCCAACCUGGCAGUCCACCAGCGGUUGCACGCCGGUGAGAAGCCCUACAAGUGCUUGGAGUGUGGGAAGAGCUUCAGCCGUAGCUCCCAUCUCAUCACCCAUCAACGUCUGCACACCGGGGAGAAGCCCUACAAGUGUCCCGAUUGUGGGAAGAGCUUCAGCGACAGCUCCACACUCAUCACCCACCAACGCUUGCACACCGGCGAGAAGCCCUACAAAUGCCCCGAUUGUGGGAAGGGCUUCAACCAGAGCUCCAACCUCACGUCCCACCAACGUACCCAUACCGGGGAGAGACCCUACAAGUGCCCCGAGUGCGGGAAGAGCUUCAGCGUCAGCUCCUACCUGAUCCGCCACCAGAAGAUCCACACCGGGGAGAGACCCUAUAAGUGUGAGGAGUGCGAGAAGACGUUCAGCCAGAGCUCCAGCCUCAUCAUCCACCAGCGUGUCCACACCGGGGAGAAGCCCUAUAGAUGCGUUGACUGUGGGAAGUGGUUUAGGAAUAGCUCGGACCUCAUCAGGCAUCAGCGGACACAUACGGGUGAGAGACCCUACCGUUGCCCCGACUGCGGGAAGAGCUUCAACCGCAGCUCCAACCUGAUGACCCACCAACGCAUCCACACCGGGGAGAAGCCCUACGAGUGUCCCGAGUGCGGUAGGAGCUUCACCGUGAGCUCUGCCUUGAUUAAACACCAAAGGACCCACCGGGAAGGAAAGCCCUACGAGUGCCCCGACUGUGGGAAGAGCUUUAUCCGCUGUUCGAACUUCAUUACCCAUCGGAGGACCCAUGUUGGGGAGAGACACUAUGGGUGUCCUGAGUGUGGGAAGACCUUCGGUUGUAGGUCCGUCCUCCUGACCCACCAGAAGAUCCACGCUGGGGACAAGCCCUACACUUGUAUCGACUGUGGGAAGAUCUUCAGCCAGAGCUCAGACCUCACCAAGCAUCGCCGGAUCCACACCAGAGAGAGACCCUACGGUUGUGCUGAGUGCGGGAAGACCUUCAGCCUCCAUUCCCACCUCCUCUCCCAUCAGAGGACCCACAAGGGUGAGAAGCCCUACGCUUGCCCCAAGUGCAGGAAGAGCUUCAACGAUAGCUCCAACCUCAUCACCCACCACACCGGGGAGAAGCCCUGCAGAUGUCCUGAGUGUGGGAAGGGUUUUGGACGCCUCUUGCACCUCCACCGGCACCAGAGGACCCACAUGGGGGAGAAGCCCUUCACCUGCUUGAAGUGCGGCAAGAGUUUUCGCCGUAACAAGGAGCUGGUGACCCACCAACGCUUGCACACCGGUCGCUUGCCCUUCCAGUGCGGUCACUGCGGUAAGAGCUUCAGUUGGAGCUCCCACUUUGACCGGCACCAACGCGUCCACACCGGUGAGAAGCCCUACCAGUGCCCCGAAUGCGGUAAGCGUUUUAGCCGUAGCUCCCACCUCUACCGGCACCAACGCACCCACGCCGGCGGUCGUUCUUACAUCUGCACCUACUGCGGGCGUAGUUUCGGUAGCACCCUCCAUUUUGACCGGCACCAACGCACCCACACCGGCCAACGACCCUACAAGUGCACCCUGUGCCGGAAAAGUUUUGGCGAUGGGCCGGCGUUGGUCAAACACCAACGCCUUCACCUGGGCGAUGGUCCAUUCCGUUGCGAAGAGUGCGGUAAAGCCUUCGGCGCUCGCGCCCAAUAUGCCCGGCAUCGGCGUAGCCUCCACGGCGGCAGCGAGAAACCGUACCGUUGCGGUGAUUGCGGGAAGAGUUUUUCCUGGAGCUCCCAUUGGGAACGACACCAACGUAUCCAUACCGGCGAACGACCCUACCAAUGCGGGGACUGCGGCAAACGUUUCGGCCGGACCUCCCAUCUCUACCGGCAUCAACGUACCCACGCCGGUGGGCAACCCCACGUCUGCGCCGAUUGCGGGAAGAGCUUCAACAGCACCCUGCACUUCCAUAAGCACCAACGGGCUCACGCCGGGCCCCGGCACGCCUGUCCCGACUGCGGCAAGGCGUUUGCCGACGGUUCGGCGUUGGCAAAGCACCGACGGGCGCACGCCGGCGAGAAGCCUUUCCCUUGCCCGCAGUGCGGCCGGCGUUUCGGCGUCAGCUCCCAUCUUCACCGUCAUCUCCGGAGCCACGGUGAGGAGGAGCCGCCGGAGGAGCCGCCGGAUGAGCUCACGCCCCGUUAACCGGGGGGGACGGGGAGAGGCGGGGGGGGACGACAGAUGGUUGACCCCCCCCCCCACCCACCCACCAAGGUGGCUCCCGUCCCCUCCACCGCUGCCGUGGGGUGCCUCGGGUAGCCCCCGUGAGUGAUGGGUGCCACGGGGAUGGGUGCUCCCAAGCCGGUGAUGUUCCCCGGUGGCACCAACCCUGGCCCCGAGGACGUAGUGUUUGUAGGGUAGAGUAGGAAGGUAGGGUAGAUAGGGGAGGAUGGAGAUGGGGCUGGGGGCCGAGUGGGAAUUGGGGGGGGGACACACACACGUCCCCUCCAGAAAAAUCAGACCGAAUCCUGCCAACGGACAUCAGGACAUCCCAACCGUGCUCCUCCACGCGUAGUCCAGGAGAAACCACCUCCGUUGGGUGUUGGGGAGACGGUGCCGAGCAGCUGGGGAGGCGCGGGGCGGGGGGUGGGAGGUGCCGCCGGCCAAACCCGGAGACCCCCCAAAUAUCUGGGGUGGCUUCAUCCCUUCGCCAUCCCACCUUCCCCGUGCUGCCAGCCUUGGCCAACACCGACAGCCUGAGCCCUCCCAGCCGUGCCUGGGGAGCGGCGAUGGCGCCGUCUAACAAACGACACCAUUUGGGGCAAAAUAUCCCGAUUUUGUGGUUUUGUCGUCGAGAAACAAGCCUGGGCGUCCGACCCCGGCGGCUCCCAGCCACGCGCUGCGGUUUGGCCGCUGGCGACGCUUCGUCGCGGACCCGGCGUCGAGUGGUUUAUUUAAUGUAUUUAUUGUAUUUAUUCAGCGGGAGCCCACCUGCGGCUGGAGGAACCCAACGCGUUGGGGUGAGCUGGAGGCUGUUGGGGACAGGAGCUGGGACGAGGGAGGGUUGGUCCCCAACCUGGCAUGGGGGUGCUCAUGGCUCCUCUUGGGUUGCUCGAUCAACCACCGUGCGAAGGGAGCUCGUGGUGGGAACCCAUCCGGUGAUGGGGAGGAGGUGGCACCACCCGUAGCUGGAAAGGAACCCCCAGGAGAUCACGGGGAGCAUCACCUGCAGGUAUUUCCCAGCUGAAAAGAGGUGAACUCUUGGGGGUGAACCUCAGGGGUGGGAGCAGGACACAAAUCCAGGGAUUUCCUGGGGUGGUUUUGGGGUCGCGGCCGUGCCGGCUGCCUGGUCCGUCUCUUCCCAAGAUGAGCAGGAGCUGUGUUUGUAUUGUGAAUAAAAAUAGACUAGUGCAAAA
Messenger RNA from Grus americana (Whooping crane), 5305 nucleotides. Its product is annotated as zinc finger protein 239-like. Gene Ontology annotation, biological process: negative regulation of transcription by RNA polymerase II; regulation of immune system process; regulation of cytokine production. The record is from RefSeq and is a predicted model, not a curated record. The coding region runs from base 279 to 4094 and encodes 1271 amino acids. The transcript is spliced from 5 exons. Gene Ontology annotation, molecular function: DNA-binding transcription repressor activity, RNA polymerase II-specific. NCBI's taxonomy places the organism in Eukaryota, Metazoa, Chordata, Aves, Gruiformes, Gruidae.